Brassica rapa (field mustard) is the source of this 2297-nucleotide messenger RNA. Its product is annotated as RPM1-interacting protein 4. The record is from RefSeq and is a predicted model, not a curated record. NCBI's taxonomy places the organism in Eukaryota, Viridiplantae, Streptophyta, Magnoliopsida, Brassicales, Brassicaceae.
GUGACUUUUAAUCCCGUGGCCGUGGGUUCGAUCCCCACAGACGGCGUUACUUAACAUUUUUUCCUACUAAUGCUCAAAUUACAUUUUUUUUUGGUAGAAAUUUCAUUGUUCAGAUGACUUUUUGCUGAUGCUAAAAACUGUAUCCUUUCAUAAUUUUACCAUUUUAGAGACACCAUCAGUGGGUAAAGAACCAAGAUAAGAGCAGGACUCAGGUCCAUAUAUUAGAGUCCUAAUUUUCAAAAGGACAAGUUUAGCCAAGAAAACUACUCAGCACUAGGUCCAUAAUAUAUGUAAGCGAAGCUUGGAUGAGAAUCAACUAAUAUUUUUAUACUUUGUAACAGUAUAAUUAACCAGACUUUGAUAUUAAAAAUGUUAAACAAGAGUUCUGCUACUAUGUACCUCUCCACUGUUUCAAUAUACAAAAACACAAGUGAACUGAAUGUGAUGGACCGAUUGAUAAAGUCAAAAAUAUUUAAUUUGGUGCUAUAUACAAGUUGGACAAAUAGACAGUCGUUGAAGUCUUCGUCUCCUAGAGAGACAACUUCUCUUAUUAUACACCCACGAUUGAGUAUAUAAUAUGUCUUGUGGUAAUUAGUAUAACCAAAUAAUGCAGCUGUAACCAUGUUGCCUGUUCAACUAGGUACGUUCAACAGCUAAUUAACCAAGAGACGCCAAGGCUAACUAAUAAGAUACAAAUUGUUUUUAAUCUUCUACAUGCUAACCACAAUAUUUAAUUUUAUACUUGAUGACGACGGCGGUAGUUUAAUUAACAACAAAUAUUUAGCGACAAAUUGAUUAAACAAAGAUGCCACUUACAAACAAGAUAAUGGUGAGUUGCACUUGCACGACCCUCCUUCACAUAAUCUGGCUUUUUUUUGCUCAUCCAUCAUAUAAUUUGCUUUAUCCGAGUUAAUUAAUCGAAUGUUUGAAACACGAUUAAAUGUUUCCAAAAUUAAGUACUUCAACGGAUAAGAUACAUUUCGAUAUUCACAACUGUUAUUAAGUACGUAAUCAUAGUCUAUAGACUGGCCAUGGUUGUUCAAAAAAAGACUGGCCAUGAAACAUUUUCUUAAAAUACAAAAAGAGUUUGAUAUAUUACAAGACAAGAAAAACCUGAGGGAGAAAAGACCAAAUGUGGAUGACACUCUGGCAAAAGAAACUGUGAAAAGCGUGUGUAGCGUUUAGAGAAGACUCGGUUAAUGCCAAGUCGUGUCGUAAAGUUUUGAACAAGUCGCUAUUGACCGUGAGAGACGCAACGGCGACAUUCAAACUUUACAGAGUAACAAGACAUUAUUUAUACGAAUAGUCAACGUCUUCAUAUAUAUAUACAUAUAUACGUAUCUCUAAUCUCUCUCUCAACACGUUUCUAUGUUUCUUUCCUGGUUUCAGACAUAGCCAUUGUUGAACUUGAAGCCUUUCUUCAUUUAUAGCGGUAGAUCAAGAAACAUGACAAACCGUCCGCAUGUUCCAAAGUUUGGGGACUGGAGCAACCAAGACCAGCCAUUCACGGUCGUGUUCGACAACGCGAGGACAAACAAACGAGCAGACUUAUACGAAUCUCUAGAGAACUCAGAUAUCAAAACUCCUCCUCAGCCUGCUCCUAGAAUUCCACGACCUGAACCACCAAAACCAGCUAGGGAGGGCACGCCAAGAGCACCUCCACCAACCGAGAGAAACAAAGUCAGAGCUCCUCCUGCUGACCAGCUCUACGGCGGAGGCAGAGAUGGAGGCGGAUUAUACGGAGGUUAUGUAGGUGGAGGUGGAUCAGGAAACCGGCAGCAGCAAGCUCCUCCUCGUCCCGCACAGACACAGCCUAGACCCAAUCAUAGAGGAGGCAGCAACGGAAGGGGAGGGACGACGAUUCCACCAUUUCCAGGGUCAGUAGGUUCAGGGGAGAACAUGAGUUACACACACAUUUUCGACCAAGUCAAAGAAGAGAGGCGUGAAGGUGCCAGACCCUACGGUGGAACAGCCGGAAACACUCCAUCUCGCCCCAUCAACAGUCAACAUGAAUCUCCCUCCCCAAACUCCUCCAAGGUCUGCUGCUUCCCAUGGGGGCGAAAGGGAAGUAAAUACUGAAGACAAUGUACAUAUUCUUUGACAUAUCUCUUUAUGUCUUUUGGUUAUUUUUUCUUUCUUUUUUUGUAACAAAAGGAGUGGUUUUUGUUGUGAACAACGUUGGAGAAAUCACUACUAAAUAUAGUAGUGUGUUUUGGUUGUGUAGUUUAUCAUUGUUCAUCCAUUUCUCAAGAAAAAACUUGCAUAUGAAUGUAAAUGUGCAGACUGUAUGUUUUCUA